Messenger RNA from Dermacentor silvarum, 3292 nucleotides. Its product is annotated as voltage-gated hydrogen channel 1. The transcript has 5 exons. The record is from RefSeq and is a predicted model, not a curated record. Gene Ontology annotation, molecular function: voltage-gated proton channel activity. The coding region runs from base 230 to 1000 and encodes 256 amino acids. Lineage: Eukaryota; Metazoa; Arthropoda; Arachnida; Ixodida; Ixodidae. Gene Ontology annotation, biological process: proton transmembrane transport. Gene Ontology annotation, cellular component: plasma membrane.
GUUUUGGUUUGUUUUUAGCAGCAGCGCCUAAGUUGGUCAGUUGGGUCGGGGGGGCGUAGUGCGAAAGUUCGUUGAUCGCACCUUUUGUGGCCGUGCAUCUGGGUGACAAUGAUAAAAGGUUCGCGUGACAGUAGAGCCCGGGAAAACUUCAGUCGCGACUAGUGUAUUUGCGGAGUAACUUCUACAUCCCAAGCUGGGACGUCCCGUUCGCGUCAGCUACCAUACCAGCAUGGAGCGAGCGUCGGAACACGAUCAAGAUUUUUCCCCUCGGAAGGACGUUCCGAAUAUACAAACACGGGACAAACCAAGCGCCAGUUUUGUGUCCAUCGACGUUGACAUGGAAUCUGACGUCGACAUUAGACCCCUUGUCACAUUCCGCGAGAAACUGUCAGCCCUGUUGCAUUCUACCAAGUUUCAGAUUGCCAUCGUGGCUUUGGUGGUUCUCGACUGCCUUCUAGUCAUCACUGAGCUGCUUGUGGAACUGGAGAUCCUGAAGCUGCAUGAACACAGCUACAUCGCGCCAAAGAUCAUCCAUUCGCUGAGCAUCUUCAUCCUGAGCUUGUUCUUGGUGGAAAUUGCUGCCAAGCUAUAUGCCUACCGACUCAGCUUCUUCCGACACAAGAUGGAGAUGUUUGACGCUGCAAUUGUCAUCAUCUCCUUCGGCCUGGACGUCGCAUUCAGGGACCCUGAAUCGGCUGCCAACGGUUCAGGACUCAUCAUUGUCCUGCGACUCUGGCGAGUGGCACGCCUCUUAAAUGGCAUUGUACUCACAGUGAAGACACAAGCGGAACGGCAACUGAUGCGCGAGUGCAAGUUGCGCGAGAAGCUCAUGCAGGACCUGCUCAAAAACCGCGACUACUGCAAUGCCUUGGAGCAGGAGAUAUCGUCCCUCAGAGAACUCCUGCACAGCCGCGGCAUCACCGAGCUUCCACCAACGGUGGUCGUCCAGGAGCCACCCUUGGGUGGGGAAGAGAACCAAGAAUCUGGCGUGCAGGAUUGAAGUUCCUUCGAAUGGUUGCUUGCAGCUCUACGCUUCUGGUGAGGAAGCCGCACGUGCACGCCCAAAUCUGCCCGAGUGGUGCUACAGAUGCGGCAAUGCAAUGUUUGUAGACAUCUCUCGCCGGGAUUGGUGUGAGAAAUGUUGGAGAGCAUUAUUUAUUGCCCUUUUUUCUUGGAUACGUGCAGCGCUUUGAACAUACUGUACCUAUUUCUGUGAGGCAGGGGAAUUGCGACAGGCGAACAUGCUUGUAUCGUGUGCAUACGUGCAUUGACAUCCAGAGCCAUACAAGCAGCGUUGUGUGUACACACGACCUGUGGGUUUACCCUAUGCACUCUUUAUGUACUAUUCUUGCGUAGCUACAGGUCAAUAUCGAACGAAAAUGGUGCAAUUGAUCGGUAACAUACACGGUGCUUUGCAAGAACAAGGUUGCAAUACCUCGCAGCAGUGCAACACGUGCAUUGCUAUGUCCAAGGUAUGAGUGGCACGCUAAUAUUCUCAAGGGCAUUGAGGGUGUUCAAUGACCGAGUUUAAUGCAACAUGUUGCUUCACGAAUUUAGUCCGGUCAUAACAUGCUGGUACUACACUGUAUGCGCUUUUAUUCAAUUACUUUCAGUACCUACAUUUAGCACUAGAGCAGUAAUGUAUUGUAAAUGGGCAGUCUGUGUUACUUAACGGUGAUGGAAUGAAGUGAAAUCUGUGUGAAGUGCCAAACCACAAGCAAUGUGGCAGCUUGGAAGUGGAGCAGUCAGUAUUCUUCUUUUUCUUUUUUUCGAAUGUGUUUUUGCACGGAACACGAUAUAGUAUCUCAACUAAAAUAUGACAUGAAUCUAUGGGAGGUAACCUUUUUAUUAACCACAGUAAAGUGCAAUGUUACGUUUAGGCUGAUCAUCUUCCUGCAAUAUUGGACGAGGAAAACUUUGCCUCAAAGUAUUUUUCUACUCUGGUGACAUUACCGGACAUUUUCUACCUAGUCAACUGCCAAGAUCUUCACACAGCCUUGCGGCCCUAAGCUGCCGUCAAUGGACAUUUAACACAGGGCACAUAAAAAAAAGCACGAAAUGUUCUAGGCAUAAAAAAGCCUCUGUGAAAUUCCACAAGCAGGCUUUCCGACAUUCCUCGAGAGAUAUGACCGAAGUUGUGCUUCAACCAGGAGUGAGGUGUAGGCAUGCAAGCUGGUUCCGCUCUACAUUCCUCACUCCUAGCACGAAGCCGUCAGUUUUUACUGUAGAAGCAGAUGCAUGUGAAGAAAUCCACAAGGAAUUUAGCACAAGGUUGCCAUCUCUGUAAAUACACAGGGUGCACCUCACGUCGCGGCAAGUGGCUCAUGGUGUAAACAAAAAGAGCAGACGCACAUUCUGACCCUGCGCUUCUUUACUGAGCCCCCCCACUAUUUUGAAUGAUAAUCUCCAGUGGACAGCUCGUGCCCAAGUGAUCAUGCAAAGCUCACAGAAGUUUGUUGUAACUGCGUUACUUAUGACACCAGGUCAAGUUGCAAAUGACUUGCAAAUGGGAUAGCCAUCCUUUGCCUGCACUCAAGCUGACUGCGGUGCCGCUACAUAUUUGCGGAAUCACACUUUGCUGCCUGUCUGUAGAAAAGGAAACGGCACUUCCAUACAACUGGACAUGCCUCUUGAUUCAAUUGAUGUUGUCUACGCAUCAAUUCCUGCUAGUCCAGUGAAAAUGAGUUUGGGGUUUUUCCAAACUAGGUGUCAGGACUGUGGCUAAGCUUGCAUAAUGCUUGUGAAACUGUGGAGAUGUUUUUUGUAGUUCUGUAUUGUCGUUAUGAACAUUUAAUGUUUGUCUGUUAAUUGUUCUGUGCAUGAAGAAUUUCUUUGUAUCUCGAGAGCUAAAAGUAUCCUUGGAGUGAAUCUUGAGCACUUUUGGUGCAGUAUCUUGGUGACGUGCUCACAAAAGAGGAUACACAACUGGUCACAAACUAAGUUUUUUUUUUUUUUUUUUCUAUCUUACCUCCUUUAUCAAAGGAAGGCAACGUACAAUGUACAUUAUUAAUGCCCAGUCCAGCCAUGUUUCUCACAAGAGAGCUUUGAUUGUAAGAAUGUUGUGAUAAAUAUACCAUAUAUAUUUUUUAUGGUUGUUAUUUACUGUAGAAGUGUGUUUGUGUGUGUAGUAGUUCACUUGUGCCUUGAGAAAUGUUUGGAAUUAACACACAGGGCAGAAACAGUAUGCAAUACUCAGCUGUGGUUAUAUGUACAGUGAUGUAUUUACUUGUGAUUAUCUCUCAUAUCUUUACUGCUUGUAUUUUAUGUUGUCACAAUGUACAUGUUGUUUCGA